Spea bombifrons (plains spadefoot toad) is the source of this 957-nucleotide messenger RNA. Its product is annotated as nicotinamide N-methyltransferase-like. NCBI's taxonomy places the organism in Eukaryota, Metazoa, Chordata, Amphibia, Anura, Pelobatidae. The record is from RefSeq and is a predicted model, not a curated record. Gene Ontology annotation, molecular function: N-methyltransferase activity. Bases 1 to 957 code for a protein of 318 amino acids. The transcript is spliced from 5 exons. Gene Ontology annotation, cellular component: cytosol.
AUGUUUCGUAUGAAAGAACUACACAAAGCAGUGACUCCAGGUGACAUUAGAGGAGAAGCUCUGAUAGACAUGUCUGUUGGUUGCAGCAUUCACCACCUGUUGCCAGUUUCUGAGUAUUUCAAAGAGAUCACUGUUCUAGAAUUCAGCGAUGCCUGUAUCAAGGAUCUGGAGGACUGGGUGAAAAAAGGAGACGAUGCCUUUGAUUGGUCUCAUACAUCAAAGUUUAUGAAAGAACUGCAAGCAACUGACAAAGUUUACUGUGAUGAAGUUUUGAUGUUUCCCAUGAAAGAACUGCACAAAGCAGUGACUCCAGGUGACAUUAGAGGAGAAGUUCUGAUGGACAUGUCUGUUGGUUGCAGCAUUCACCACCUGUUGGCAGUUUCUGAAUAUUUCAAAGAGAUCACUGUUCUAGAAUUCAGCGAUGCCUGUAUCAAGGAUCUGGAGAACUGGGUGAAAAAAGGAGACGAUGCCUUCGAUUUGUCUCAUACAUCAAAGUUUAUGACGGAACUGCAAGGAACAAGUGAUACGUGGGAAGAAAAGGAAGAAAAACUAAGAAAAAAAAUUAAACAAAUCUUGAAAUGUGAUUUCACCAAAGAGAACCCUACAGACCCUGUUGUAUUACCAAAAGCCGACUGCGUUCUGAGUUUAUACGUGCAAGAUAUUAUUGCCAAAGAUCAUGAAACCUACAUUAACAACCUGAAAAAAGUCUCCCGUAUGCUAAAGCCGGGGGGUCACCUGCUAUUAUUUGGUGUGUUUAAUGCAACGUUUUACACUAUUGGGGAGGACAAGUUUCAUAUUUUAAAAUAUAAUGAAGAAUUUAUGAGGAAGGCCUUUACAAUAGCGGGUUUUGUUAUUAAACACCUGGAGGUGCAGGAAAGCCAAAUGCGUAAUGAGAAUGUAAAUGUAGGGCAUGUUUUUUUUAUUAAGGCUCUUAAAAUAAAGGAGGCUGAGGUGUAG